Lachancea mirantina is the source of this 963-nucleotide messenger RNA. The record is from the annotation of a GenBank genome assembly. NCBI's taxonomy places the organism in Eukaryota, Fungi, Ascomycota, Saccharomycetes, Saccharomycetales, Saccharomycetaceae.
AUGGGCCAUGAUUCAAGUGAUUUAGAGCAUGGGACGCGAAUCCUCGAGCGUGGUUUACCCAGUUUGGGGUCUGGUAAGACGACAUCGCAAGCAGCAUCACAAAUAACAUCGGGUAGUGAGACAACAUCGCAGACAUCAACGGCAUCCCGUACCACAAGUUUGCCGAAAUUGAGCUCCAAUGUACUCAGUUCAUCCAGUUCUAGUAGUUCCACCGUGUCUGCCCCCACGAUAACCCCGCCCUCAUCAGAGGGAAACCCAAAUAUCAGGACGACCAAUAAACCUGCUGGCACGGUUUUCAUCGCUGUGGGGUCGAUCGUGGGAGCUUUUUUCGGUGCACUUUUACUAUGUUACUUCAUCAGCGGCUACAUUUCACGUCGUAAAGCGCAGAAACAGCGCUACGAGGCCGUCGAACGUCAAUUUCAAUCCCAUGCAAGCGACACCUAUGAACCUUACAAGGAAAUAUCCAAUUCAGACUGGGAAAAAACCGAUUUCUCGGGUUUCAACAUUCCAUUCCACAAGAAGUCCACGUCUCAUAGCCUGGUUGCACUUGUAGACGACAAAAACGCAUCUAACAACUUCAGUGUUGAGAACUUCGCGUCCCCGGCUGGUCAGGACUUGUUUUCCACAAUUCAAAACGAUUCGGCCGCUUUACAGAACCGAAGAUCGUUAUUCAUAUCACCAACGGUCGAGAUCGUUAAUCAAAAACGCAAAAGUCAACUUUUCGCGGACACCAACAAUUCUUCAACGUCGCUCGUGUCUAAUUUGGAACCAGAUGUGCCUUUAACUCGACCCGAAAGAACCGUGUCGCCAGAACGCCAGAAAAGAGGUCACAGUCGCAGCAAAUCGAGCCUUGGAAACUUAAUUGCCACGGCACAAUCGUCGCCUACUCGCCGUCCUCUCCCCGACAGGAAGGAAACGCCUUCCAUGGUUUUGAACAAAAUGUUCGACGACGACGAAUCAUAG